This is a messenger RNA of Athene cunicularia (burrowing owl), 986 nucleotides long. It is a transcript of the gene CHRAC1, whose product is annotated as chromatin accessibility complex subunit 1. Gene Ontology annotation, molecular function: protein heterodimerization activity. Gene Ontology annotation, cellular component: nucleus; CHRAC. The record is from RefSeq and is a predicted model, not a curated record. NCBI's taxonomy places the organism in Eukaryota, Metazoa, Chordata, Aves, Strigiformes, Strigidae. Bases 1 to 384 code for a protein of 127 amino acids. The transcript has 3 exons.
AUGUACCAGCAGCCAAGCCUGCAGUCCGCGCUCCCAGGAGAUGGAACCAUACCCCGACCUGGAGCUUUUCUGAAGUUAGAGACUCCGCACAGCGUGCCCGGUGUCCGGACAGAGCUUUUUGUUCAGUAUUUGGCUACAUACUCCUACAAACACGGCAGGGGCAAGGAGAAGAACGCUCUGACUUACAGUGACCUGUCUCAUACUGCCGAAGAGUGUGAGACUUUUCAGUUCCUUGCAGAUAUCUUGCCAAAGAAGAUCCUAGCUAGCAAAUACCUAAAAAUGCUUGAAAAGGAGAAGCGAGAUGGAGAAGUGGGAGAAGAUGAUGAAGAGGAUGAGGAGGAAGAGGGUGAAGAUAAAGCUGCUGAUCAAGAUGUUGGGUCUUAAGGCCAACAGAGAAUUGCUUCAUAAUUGAUCCAUUUUUUAUUGUAUAAAUUAUGUUAUUUUUGUGACUGAGAAUCCAGAUGCUGGAUAUAUUUAUAUACUGAGCCAUCUGCCUUUGCUUUAAGAAGUUUAGAAAUUGAUGUUUUUAUUUUGAAGAACAGAAUUCUUCCCUCAGGAGCAUGGUGGGGUAAGAAGAGCUAAUACAGCAGAACUUGCUCAGAUCCUUUUAAAUUACUUCUUCAGACAAUCAUAGUCCAAAUUUAAAUUUCUCAAGGGCAGCUUUCAGUCCAAAAGCUCUUCUGCCCUCAGACUAGCAGGGAGUUGUUCCCCAGUUUUUGUUUCCCCUUGGAGUGGAAGAUGAGAUGAGGGGAGGUGUUUUACACAGUGUCUACUGUCCUCGGCCUUCUCCUUCUUGGGGAGCCAGUAACCAGUCAGACCCUCAGUCUUCUGGAACAGUGCCAGGGCAUUCGCACCGGACCAAGCCCAUUUAAAAAGUCUUUUGUAAAAACAGCUACUUCUGUAAUGCAGCUUCAAUAGCCACAGUGGCACAGAAACAGGGUAGAGGAUGAGAUCCAUUCCAAGAGCUAAUGUGGUUCUGUGGCUGU